Cucurbita maxima (winter squash) is the source of this 1007-nucleotide messenger RNA. RefSeq lists its product as uncharacterized. Gene Ontology annotation, biological process: regulation of systemic acquired resistance. The transcript is spliced from 2 exons. The coding region runs from base 65 to 481 and encodes 138 amino acids. The record is from RefSeq and is a predicted model, not a curated record. NCBI's taxonomy places the organism in Eukaryota, Viridiplantae, Streptophyta, Magnoliopsida, Cucurbitales, Cucurbitaceae.
UCCACUGCGUAUUAUAAAUUUUGUUUAAGAAAAUGCUGUAAUCACUAGAACUCUCUAACAAACGAUGCCGUUUGAGUUGUUUCCAUCGAGUCGUGCGGAUAGAGGGAAAAGAAAGCGGGAGCGGGGAGAACACGCCGAUUACGAGGCUGCCGCCGCCGAUGCUGGAAACCAGAAGAAGACGGUGGCGGACAGAGGAAAAGAGAGGGAGAUGACUUCGGAUGAAGAGGUGGAGGAGUUCUUCACCAUUCUGAAGCGAUUACACGCAGCGACCAAAUAUAUAGAGAAGAUCGAUGGUGCGAGAAGCUUUUUGAUGGGGAAAAGAGCGAAGACGGCGAAGGCGAGCGAGAAAGAAGGCGAUGGAGUUGAAAUUAGAACAAAGAGAAUUCCAGAGCAGAAAUUGGACAGAAAUUUGGAUCUGGAUCUGGAUCUGAACUUAGAACCUGCUUCCGACGAUUCGGCUGCCGAUUCUCGUCGGAAGUAGAAAUUUACGGCGGAGGUUACAGUUCACCUGUCCCUGAAAGAACUCGAUCGCUCCGAUCAUGCGGACUGAUGAACUGAUAUCGGAGCCUUCUGGUUGCGGAUCCGGGAGAAGACGGUUGGUUUCAUUGAUUCCUAGUAGGAUUGGGACAAAAGAGAAUCGAAUCAAGGCUAGAUUGGGAUCACAUGGACCUCGAGAGGGCAAGACUUUUCAAGGUGGGUCGACCGAGCUUAGGUUCAAGCAUUUAGAUGAACACGACUCUCUACAAUGGUAUGAUAUUGCCCACCUUGAGCAUAAGUUCUCGUGAUUUAACUUUAGGCUUCCCAAAAAGUCUCAUACCAAUAGAGAUAGUUGUGUAUCUAGAGCAUCAUUCUUAACAUAUGUUGUGUAUCUGAGCAUCAUUCGAACAAAAGUAUUAUAGUAAAAGAUGACUAAGACUUUAAAAGAAAAGAAGUCGAGACUCGAUUAAAGAGAAACGUAUGUUGUUUAAGGGGUGGUGUUGAAUGAAAGUCUCACAUCGGCUAAUUUA